Molecule: messenger RNA, 282 nt
Organism: Thelazia callipaeda (thelaziosis nematode)
Lineage: Eukaryota; Metazoa; Nematoda; Chromadorea; Rhabditida; Thelaziidae
Source: the annotation of a GenBank genome assembly
AUGCAAUCACCACAGCGAUUAUAUCCCGGACUGAAUACGAUUACAUCAGCUGCUACUGUAAGUCGUUAUUCACCUAUCGAAACUGGAGCUACAGCAACUGCUGCUGCAGCUGCAUAUCGUACCAGAAUGCCUAGUAAUUUUCAAACCAAUUCAAUUUUUGGCACUUUUGAUGAUACAUUAUUUCAAGCAAGAGCUGCUCAAGCCGCUCUUGCUGAAAUUGACGUUAAGAAUGUUAAUAUGGCUGCAAGUGGAAUGCUGCGACCCACUGAUAUGUUCACGUAG